Messenger RNA from Sphenostylis stenocarpa, 279 nucleotides. The record is from the annotation of a GenBank genome assembly. Lineage: Eukaryota; Viridiplantae; Streptophyta; Magnoliopsida; Fabales; Fabaceae.
AUGAUGGCUAAGGUGUCUGCCAUAGAAUAUUUUGCCUUACUCCUCAUCAUUUCAGUUAUUUCAAUGAGAAGUGAAUUGGUUGCAGAGGGUGGUGUGUGUGAGAAAGUUGUGCUGAAGGAGCACUGUGAGUUUGCUUAUUGUAAGCAGGUUUGCCAAGACUUGUACAAAGAAUUGUUCUUGGCUGGAGAAUGCAUUUUCACUCCAAAACUUCAAUGUGUUUGUUUCUAUCACUGUUCACCCACUACUUCUAACACCCCUCUACCCAAAAUUCCCAAUUAG